AUGGAUGCAGGUAUGAACACAUCUUCGCACUUGAAGGCUCAAGCUCGUUGCCCUCUUCAAGAACACUUCCUUCCCAGGAAAAACUCCAAGGAAAAUCUUGACAGAUUCAUACCAAACAGAUCAGCCAUGGAUUUCGACUACGCACACUACGCACUUACCGAAGGAAGGAACGUUAAAGAUCAAGAAACCACGGUAAGCUCGCCAUCCAGAGAGGCCUACAAGAAGCAACUCGCUGAGACCAUGAAUCAGAAUCACACAAGGAUUCUCGCAUUCAGAAACAAACCUCAAGCUCCUGCCGAGUUGCUUCCCACCGACCACUCUGCUUCUCUUCUUCACCAACAACCUAAAUCCAUAAAGCCUCGUAGACACAUUCCUCAGACUUCUGAGAGGACACUGGACGCACCUGACAUUGUGGAUGACUUCUACCUUAAUUUACUUGACUGGGGUAGUGCUAAUGUUUUGGCUAUUGCGUUGGGACACACUGUUUAUCUCUGGGAUGCAUCUAGUGGCUCCACAUCUGAGCUUGUGACUAUUGAUGAAGAGAAAGGACCUGUCACGAGUAUCAACUGGGCACCUGAUGGUCGCCAUGUUGCUGUUGGACUCAACAACUCUGAAGUUCAGCUCUGGGAUUCUGCUUCCAACCGUCAACUGAGGACAUUGAAGGGUUGCCACCAGUCAAGAGUAGGAUCAUUGGCAUGGAACAAUCAUGUUCUGACAACGGGAGGAAUGGAUGGAAAGAUUGUUAACAACGAUGUACGGAUCAGAUCACACAUUGUGGAGACUUACAGUGGUCACACACAAGAGGUUUGUGGGCUUAAGUGGUCAGGAUCCGGACAGCAACUAGCAAGUGGUGGAAACGACAAUGUGGUACACAUAUGGGAUCGUUCUGUGGCGUCUUCAAACUCCACCACGCAGUGGCUACACAGGCUUGAGGAGCAUACAUCUGCUGUGAAAGCCCUUGCGUGGUGCCCUUUCCAAGCGAAUUUGUUAGCGACUGGUGGUGGUGGAGGAGAUAGGACGAUCAAGUUCUGGAACACUCACACGGGGGCUUGUUUGAAUUCGGUGGAUACUGGAUCACAAGUUUGUUCUUUGUUGUGGAGCAAGAAUGAAAGAGAGCUGCUUAGCUCACAUGGGUUUACACAGAAUCAGCUCACGUUGUGGAAGUAUCCAUCUAUGGUGAAGAUGGGUGAGCUCAAUGGGCAUACAUCAAGAGUUCUGUAUAUGGCCCAGAGUCCUGAUGGUUGUACCGUAGCUACAGCAGCAGGAGAUGAGACACUGAGGUUUUGGAAUGUUUUUGGAGUGCCAGAGACUGCCAAGAAACCUGCUCCAAAAGCUGUACACGAGCCAUUCUCUCAUGUGAAUCGUAUUCUCAUAAGACAAAGCGUCGUCGUUUUACCAUUAAACCCUAGAUCCUUUCAUCUCUCACCCGCCGCGAGGCACCACCUCUGCACAUUCUCCUCAGCAAAUCAACCGAAGAGAACAGAAACGGUAGAGAUGGGUAAAGAGAUAGAAUCCCCGAAGGAACAGAGCUCCUACACCGUUGAGCAGCUCGUCGCCGUCAACCCCUUCAACCCUGAGAUCUUACCUGAUCUCGAAAACCACGUCACCGAACAGGUCACAUCGCAAACGUAUAGUCUCGAUGCCAAUCUAUGCUUGCUCCGUCUCUACCAGUUUGAGCCUGAGCGUAUGAACACUCAUGUGGUGGCUCGUAUCUUGAUCAAGGCUCUUAUGGCUAUGCCAUCUCCAGACUUUAGCCUUUGCCUCUUUUUGAUUCCCGAAAGAGUGCAAAUGGAGGAGCAGUUCAAGGCACUCAUUGUUCUCUCACACUACCUUGAGACUGGGAGGUUCCAGCAGUUCUGGGAUGAAGCCUCUAAGAACCGUCACAUUCUCGAGACUGUUCCAGGUUUUGAGCAAGCUAUCCAAGCAUAUGCAACUCACCUUCUUAGCUUAAGCUACCAAAAGGUUCCAAGAUCUGUGCUUUCCGAGGCUGUUAACAUGGAUGGUGCAUCCCUAGACAAGUUCAUUGAGCACCAAGUGACGAACAGUGGAUGGAUCGUUGAGAAAGAAGAUGGAAGUAUCGUCUUACCACAGAAUGAAUUUAAUCAUCCUGAGCUUAAGAAGAAUACAGGUGAGAAUGUUUCCUUGGAACAUAUUGCCCGCAUCUUCCCCAUCCUUGGUUGAACCAAUUUUUAAAUGAGAACUCUGUAGUUUUUUUUUUUUCCUUUGGAUCUCUCUGCCUUUUAUGUAAUGCAACAUUUUAAGUCGAUGUAAUGUGAUUUUGGCUUUGAGCUUCUUUUGAUUCUUUGCAAAUUAGGGAAUACUUUCUUAAGAAUCAAGUAAACCGAGACUUUGCCAUUAGUAGAUUGAUCGAUUAUACUUGCCUGUAAGAGAAUUGGGAUGCCAUAGUUUAUAUUGGGCUCUUUGAGCUACAAGGUGUUGGUAACAGGUCUUGAAUCAUUUUCUGCAAGACAUGCUC
Molecule: messenger RNA, 2476 nt
Organism: Eruca vesicaria subsp. sativa (arugula)
Lineage: Eukaryota; Viridiplantae; Streptophyta; Magnoliopsida; Brassicales; Brassicaceae
Source: the annotation of a GenBank genome assembly